Herpailurus yagouaroundi (jaguarundi) is the source of this 1350-nucleotide messenger RNA. It is a transcript of the gene MAPK12, whose product is annotated as mitogen-activated protein kinase 12. The record is from RefSeq and is a predicted model, not a curated record. Gene Ontology annotation, biological process: MAPK cascade; protein phosphorylation. The transcript has 12 exons. The coding region runs from base 58 to 1161 and encodes 367 amino acids. Gene Ontology annotation, molecular function: MAP kinase activity; ATP binding. Lineage: Eukaryota; Metazoa; Chordata; Mammalia; Carnivora; Felidae.
GUUCUCGGGGCGCAGCGCCCACGGGGUCUGCGGCGGGGGGCGGCGCCCGGGGCUGCCAUGAGCUCCCCGCCGCCCGCCCGCAAGGGCUUUUACCGCCAGGAGGUGACCAAGACGGCCUGGGAGGUGCGCGCCGUGUACCAGGACCUGCAGCCCGUGGGCUCCGGCGCGUAUGGCGCCGUGUGCUCGGCCGUGGACAGCCGCACCGGUGCCAAGGUGGCCAUCAAGAAGCUGUACCGGCCCUUCCAGUCCGAGCUGUUCGCCAAGCGCGCCUACCGCGAGCUUCGCCUCCUCAAGCACAUGCGUCACGAGAACGUCAUCGGGCUGCUGGACGUGUUCACUCCUGACGAAACCCUGGAUGAUUUCACAGACUUUUACCUGGUGAUGCCGUUCAUGGGCACCGACCUGGGCAAACUCAUGAAGCACGAGAAGCUGAGCGAGGACCGAAUCCAGUUCCUUGUCUACCAGAUGCUGAAGGGGCUAAAGUACAUCCAUGCUGCUGGCAUCAUCCACAGGGACCUGAAGCCUGGCAAUCUGGCAGUGAAUGAGGACUGUGAGCUGAAGAUCCUGGACUUCGGCUUGGCCAGGCAGGCCGACAGCGAGAUGACUGGGUACGUGGUGACCCGGUGGUACCGUGCACCUGAGGUCAUCUUGAAUUGGAUGCACUACACCCAGACGGUGGACAUCUGGUCAGCGGGCUGCAUCAUGGCAGAGAUGAUCACAGGGAAGACGCUGUUCAAGGGCAGUGACCACCUGGACCAGCUGAAGGAGAUCAUGAAGGUGACAGGGACUCCUCCCGAUGAAUUUGUGCAGAGGCUGCAGAGUGCCGAGGCGAAGAACUACAUGAAGGGCCUCCCCGAGUUGGAGAAGAAGGAUUUUGCCUCCAUCCUGACUAACGCAAGUCCUCUGGCUGUGAACCUCCUGGAGAAAAUGCUGGUACUGGAUGCAGAACGGCGGGUGACUGCGGCCGAGGCGCUCACACACCCCUACUUCGAGUCACUGCAGGACACGGAGGAUGAACCCAAGGCCCAGAAGUACGACGAGUCCUUUGACGAUGUGGAUCGCACGCUGGACGAGUGGAAGCGUGUCACAUAUAAGGAAGUGCUCAGCUUCAAGCCUCCCCGGCAGCUGGGGACCAAGGUGUCCAAGGAGACAGCGCUGUGAAGACCCCUGGGCCCUGAGAGCGGUGGGGAGGGGGCCUUGAGGACCCUGGCUGGGGCUUCCACCUGGAAGGGGAUCCUGAUUAUCACUGUGACUCUGGCUGGGGUUUGCAUCCCAGGAGACCUAUGGUUCCAUGGACCCCCUCCCCCAGCCGUUACCCUGCUCUCAAGGCUACCACCUCAGUCUAACCUU